AUUUUUAAUUGUGUUUARAUUCUUCUUUCUAUUCCCUCUACAAAGACAUAUAAGUGCAGACAGGAAAAUGAGUCUCUAUAAAAAUAUUUUAUUGCUUUUCUUGUGCAGGUCAUUGCAUUUUUAGGUAUAACAUAAUAACAUAUAACAUAACCUUGUUACAGUCUUGUCUAAUUUACAGAUUAUCUAAAAGUUUACUUACCACGUGAUUAAAGCAUAAAUAUUUCAUAAAAUGUAUGAUCCCACAUAGUCAAAAAUUGGAAAUGUACUCAAAUAUUGCUGCUUCUCAUGCCUGUUUUUUGGACCUCUUCUAGUAAAUAUAACUGACUUAAAAUCAUUUUGCAUAAGAUAUCAGGAAAAAGAAAAUCUAUUAACUGGUUUAGCUACAGCUCUACUGUUUCUCAAGCAAUGCAAUGUAUGUUGCCCAUAGCAGGGCAGAUUCACUUGCCUCCCUAAUGAGGUUGAAGUAAAGGAUGAUGCAGUCGAAUCAUUCACGAGCUGUCAAAAGCAAAGAGCAGCAAUGGGUGAAAUGGAAAAGUUUAAAUGAAAAAUGGUAACUAAACAAGUGGGCAGGAUUAAUAUAUUUUAGAAAUAUAURUUCAAGAAUUGAAUAAAAUAACCAUUAAAAAUGAAAAUAUUUCACUUGUGCUUAUGUGCAACACUUGAUCGUUGUGAAAUGCUAAGAACUUUUACAACAGAGGGGAUGAUACUGAGUGAUGUCUUGCAUGGAGCAAGGCCUCAUGUGUGGAGGAGGAGCGGGGAUUACCCAAACCCUCCUAUUUAGAAGCCAUGUUGCUCCCUGUCGUAGAAGGGACCACAUAUUGCGUCUGGAAGUGGUUUUACCCGCUUUAUUUCAGCGAUGGGAGUCGCAAGCGGAUCUGCAGUGAAAGCCCAUUCCACAGGCACAAGGGAGAAGUUGAUGGUUCCAAUACCUUACACACGUACACUGUGAAUGGAUGUGGAGAUAGCAUGUUGGUGACUGAAAACUUGAUAUUAAGCCAGAAUAAAGUAGCAUGUAAAGUAUGAGGAAGAGAGUCAUCUUCCAAAUGGUUUAUUAGGAGAUGUGGAUAUGUCUGUAACUASAUGACUGUACUAGAGGAAGGGGCCCCCUUCUCUGAGAAGRAAUCUAACAUUUAUUUUGCAAUUUUUGCUUUAUUUUGCUUCAAGCUUUUAAUUAAGAUUUCCUUGGCUCUGCUGACCCAUUUCUAUAUUGUUAAAGGCAACAGAAAAGAGGCUGCCAGGAUAGCAGAAGAGAUCUAUGGAAUAGUCCCAGGUAAAGGCAGCUGGGCAGACAGGUCACCGCUGCACGAUGCCGCCUUCCAAGGACGCCUCCUGUCUUUGAAAACCUUGAUUGCACAGGGAUUCAACGUGAACCUCGUGACCACUGACCGCGUGUCAGCUCUCCAUGAGGCUUGCCUGGGUGGCCAUGUGGCCUGUGCAAAGGUGCUGCUAGAAAAUGGUGCUCAGGUGAACGCAGUCACUGUGGACGGGCUCACCCCUCUGUUCAACGCCUGCUGCAGGGGCAGCGUGGCCUGUGUCAACAUGCUGCUCGAGUUCGGGGCCAACCCACAGCUUGGGAAUCACCUUGCUUCACCUCUUCACGAAGCUGUAAAGAGAGGUCACAGGGAGUGCAUGGAAAUCCUUCUGGCCCACGAGGUGGACAUUGAUCAGGAAGAUGUGCAGCAUGGGACACCGCUUUACGUGGCUUGCACUUACCAGAGGACAGACUGUGUCAGGAAGCUUUUGGAGCUAGGAGCCAACGUCAACGUGGGUAAGCGGCUGGACACCCCCCUCCAUGCUGCAGCAAGGAAAUCCAAUGUGGAAGUUGUCAUAUUGCUGACUGACUAUGGUGCUAGCCUGAAAUGCAGAAAUGCUGAUUUCAAAUGUGCACUGGAUCUUGCUGCACCCAACAGUAAAGUGGCACAGGAGCUCCUGCUUCGGGAAGGUCCUGCCAGCCUUGCCCAGCUGUGUCGGUUGUCUAUCAGGAAGCAAUUGGGUCGAUCGUGUCUAUAUGCAGUCCACAAGCUGCACCUGCCUGAGCCACUUGAGAACUUUCUUCUGUAUCGAUAA
Nothoprocta perdicaria is the source of this 2067-nucleotide messenger RNA. It is a transcript of the gene ASB11, whose product is annotated as ankyrin repeat and SOCS box containing 11. Lineage: Eukaryota; Metazoa; Chordata; Aves; Tinamiformes; Tinamidae. Bases 1081 to 2067 code for a protein of 328 amino acids. The transcript is spliced from 10 exons. Gene Ontology annotation, biological process: protein ubiquitination; positive regulation of protein catabolic process; intracellular signal transduction. Gene Ontology annotation, molecular function: protein binding. The record is from RefSeq and is a predicted model, not a curated record.